Molecule: messenger RNA, 588 nt
Organism: Coprinopsis cinerea okayama7#130
Lineage: Eukaryota; Fungi; Basidiomycota; Agaricomycetes; Agaricales; Psathyrellaceae
Exons: 3
Coding region: 1-588 (195 amino acids)
Source: RefSeq, a predicted model, not a curated record
AUGCGCCGUCGCCGGAGAGACCGUUCUCAAAUUAGAGGCGAUUGGGUAUGGGUAGGACACCGUUGGCAAGAAGAUCUCAAACUCAACCCUUCCUUUAGCCAGACAUUUGCUUCAAGCCUUCCACCAUCCUUCCUACGAAUUCUAUCUCUAAAGAUGCAACUCACCAAAGCCUUCGCCGUCACCGCCAGUGCACUUGUUGCAACUGCAGGAGUAAUCACCGCCCAGCGCCUCAACGCACGUACAGUCCAAACUGGCCUGCUAAUCCGGGACCUCAUGGACGAGCUCAUCGAAGCGCGCGAGUACAUCGACGAGUUGCUCGAAGCUCGCUCCAUCGAAGACCGGUUCGAAGAUAUCACCACCAGAGCUCACGACGCCCAGUGUCAGUCCGUUGCUCCUGCUGGGACGACCUGCAAUACCGGCAUGUGCGAUAGGAUGGGAUUCAGCUGUGGAUAUAAUGCAGGUACUGGGACGUGCAGUCCGACCUACACCCCCAGCGGUUGUGGAGAUUGCACGUGUGCGGUCCGCGCUGGACAAGGUGGUGCCAGGAGAUCACCCUCCCCCGGAAAGGCUGCCGCCAAGCGCAAGUAA